UAUUUAGGGACAAUGUUAGUAGAUCAGAGGCUGCAACACACACACACACACACACACACACACACACAUACAAGAUGGACAGAAAUAUGGACAGAAGAAUAACAGGAUAAAGGAUAAGGAAUAAUGGAGCUUCUGACUAUAGAGGCCAUUCUGUUCGGCUUUCUGGUCUUCUCUGGCAUUCUGGGAAAUAUGUUGGUCAUCUACGCGGUGUUCCAGUGUGCUCUGGACAACCCGUCUCACCACCUCUCCCCGUCUGACAUCAUCCUGCUGAACAUCUCCAUGGCCAACCUCCUGACCUCCGUGUUCCGCACCAUACCCAUCUUCAUCUCCGACCUGGGCCUGAAGGUGUCGCUGGAGACCAACUGGUGUCGCGUCUUCAUGCUGCUGUGGGUGUGGUGGCGGGCGGUGGGCUGCUGGGCCACGCUGACGCUCAGCGCCUUCCACUACGCCACCCUGAAGCGUAAACGCGUCUCCACGUGCCCUCAAGCGCUGAGGAAAGACCGCAGGCUCACGUGGGGAGCUCUGGGGCUGGUGUGGGGCACCAAUUUACUGUUUUCGAUACCGGCGUCGGUCUUCACGUCGCACGUGCACGGAAACGCCACCACUGAAGUGAUGGUGAUUAGCUGCACCACGCGGCCCCUGCUGGGCUGCAUGUGGAAUUUCCCGACCCGUGAACAAGGCUACGCCUUCGCCGCCGCUUCGAUGGCGCUGAACGAGGUUCUACCCCUGGUUCUAAUGGUGGGAACCAACCUGGCAACCCUGCACACUCUGGCCAAGCACAUCCGCGCCGUCGCCGCCGGGCCCGAGAUGGCGUCGGGUCAUUCGAACAGCGAAAAGAAGGCGGGUCACGUGAUCCUGGCCUUGGUCACCCUGUUCGUGGUCUGCUGGGUGUUACAGGUUGCCGCGGUGACGUACUAUAACUACGAGCGUGGAAAACACACCGACAGCCUGCUGACCGUCUCCCAGUUCUCGUCCUCGCUGUUCGUGGGCUUCAGCCCCAUGGUGGUGGCUCUGGGACACGGCAAGAUGCGCAAGAAAAUCAUGGGCAUGCUGCAGAGGUGGCUGCGGAAAGCUCUGUGCAGAGACGCCGAGGAGCACAAGAGGGCGCCGGAGAUCAGCUCCACCAUAAACAGCACCAUCACACAGAAACAGACACAUCACUGACAUUAUAGCAAUGUGAACACAACUUAAUAACUGUUACAGGAACUCCAAGACGUCAAAACCAGUCUCCUCAUUUAUAACGAUGAACCAUAUUUUUCGCACUAUAAGGCGCAACGGAUUAUAAGGUGCACACUAUGUGACACUAGUAAGGAACAGGGGUGUCACCAUGUUUUCCUUCUAAUUCAGCAGCUAAUUCUCGCUGCUGUUUCGGAACCUGUAAAGCUAAGCUAAGUAAACAAAACUGUAAUUCUUUUUUCUUUAAGUCAAACAAGCACUAGAUUUCACUCUCCCCAAAUUUCUCUUCUUAAAUCUGUUUAUUUCGCUGAGUAAAGCGCUUCCAUUUAUGUACAGUAAGCUUAGAUUUCCAGAUUUUCACUAAGGCUAGGUGCAGCAGUAUUAGUAUUAGCAUUAGCGGCUAGCCUCUAAUAAAUGCCGUCUGAGUGUUCCGGUAAAGCCAGGGUGAUAUUAGCUAGCGGUUCGUCCCACGUAGCUUGUUUUAACAUAGUAAAUGCCCAGGCUACAGAUCAAUAAUACUUAGCUCUGAAUAGCGAAAGAGUCAGCGCUUAGCGCAGUUAGUAGCUAAUGCUAAUGCUUCUCCAGCAGAGUUAGCUAGGGUUAGCAGCAGGCUACAGUCCAAUAAUUCUUACU
Molecule: messenger RNA, 1809 nt
Organism: Astyanax mexicanus (Mexican tetra)
Lineage: Eukaryota; Metazoa; Chordata; Actinopteri; Characiformes; Acestrorhamphidae
Product: olfactory receptor class A-like protein 4
Exons: 2
Coding region: 124-1164 (346 amino acids)
Biological process (GO): G protein-coupled receptor signaling pathway
Cellular component (GO): membrane
Molecular function (GO): G protein-coupled receptor activity
Source: RefSeq, a predicted model, not a curated record